Messenger RNA from Chrysochloris asiatica (Cape golden mole), 1854 nucleotides. It is a transcript of the gene SYVN1, whose product is annotated as synovial apoptosis inhibitor 1, synoviolin. The transcript is spliced from 15 exons. The record is from RefSeq and is a predicted model, not a curated record. The coding region runs from base 1 to 1854 and encodes 617 amino acids. Lineage: Eukaryota; Metazoa; Chordata; Mammalia; Afrosoricida; Chrysochloridae. Gene Ontology annotation, cellular component: cytoplasm.
AUGUUCCGCACCGCAGUCAUGAUGGCCGCCAGCCUGGCCCUGACCGGGGCCGUGGUGGCUCAUGCCUACUACCUCAAGCACCAGUUUUACCCCACGGUGGUGUACUUGACCAAGUCCAGCCCCAGCAUGGCCGUCCUGUACAUCCAGGCCUUUGUCCUUGUCUUCCUUUUGGGCAAAGUGAUGGGCAAGGUGUUCUUUGGGCAGCUAAGAGCGGCAGAGAUGGAGCACCUCCUGGAGAGAUCCUGGUACGCCGUCACUGAGACUUGUCUGGCCUUCACUGUCUUCCGGGACGACUUCAGCCCCCGCUUUGUUGCGCUCUUCACUCUCCUCCUCUUUCUCAAGUGUUUCCACUGGUUGGCUGAGGACCGCGUGGACUUUAUGGAACGCAGUCCCAACAUCUCCUGGCUCUUUCACUGCCGAAUUGUCUCGCUCAUGUUCCUUUUGGGUAUCCUGGACUUCCUCUUCGUCAGCCACGCCUAUCACAGCAUCCUGACCCGUGGGGCCUCUGUGCAGCUGGUGUUUGGCUUUGAGUACGCCAUCCUGAUGACUAUGGUGCUCACCAUCUUCAUCAAGUACGUGCUGCACUCCGUGGACCUUCAGAGCGAGAACCCCUGGGACAACAAGGCCGUGUACAUGCUUUACACGGAGCUCUUCACAGGCUUCAUCAAGGUUCUGCUGUACAUGGCCUUCAUGACCAUCAUGAUCAAGGUGCAUACCUUCCCACUCUUUGCCAUCCGGCCCAUGUACUUGGCCAUGAGGCAGUUCAAGAAAGCUGUGACAGAUGCCAUCAUGUCUCGCCGAGCUAUCCGCAACAUGAAUACACUGUAUCCAGAUGCCACCCCCGAGGAACUGCAGGCAAUGGACAAUGUCUGCAUCAUCUGCCGAGAAGAGAUGGUGACUGGUGCCAAGAGGCUCCCUUGCGGCCACAUUUUCCACACCAGCUGCCUGCGUUCCUGGUUCCAGCGGCAGCAGACCUGCCCUACCUGCCGCAUGGACGUUCUCCGGGCAUCACUGCCAGUCCAGUCACCGCCGCCCCCUGAGCCUGCGGACCAAGGGCCACCUCCUGCCCCCCACCCCCCACCACUCCUGCCCCAGCCCCCCAACUUCCCCCAGGGCCUCCUGCCCCCCUUUCCUCCAGGCAUGUUCCCACUGUGGCCCCCAAUGGGCCCCUUCCCACCUGUCCCGCCUCCUCCCAGCUCAGGAGAGGCAGUGGCCCCCCCAUCCACGAGUCCAGCAGCCCUGACUCGGCCCAACGGAGCAGGAGCAGCCACAACCACAGCUGCUGGCUCCACUGUUGCUGGUGCUUCCACCCCGGCACCCGGCUCCGUCCCUGUCCCUGAGGCUGCCCCAGCCCCAGGCUUCCCCUUCCCACCCCCCUGGAUGGCUAUGCCCCUGCCUCCACCCUUUGCUUUUCCCCCAAUGCCUGUGCCCCCUGCGGGCUUUGCUGGGCUGACCCCCGAGGAGUUACGAGCUCUGGAGGGCCACGAGCGGCAACACCUGGAGGCCCGGCUGCAAAGCCUGCGCAACAUCCACACACUGCUGGACGCCGCCAUGCUGCAGAUCAACCAGUACCUCACUGUGCUUGCCUCUCUCGGGCCCCCCCGGCCUGUUACUUCAGUCAACCCCACUGAGGAAGCUGCCUCAAGCAUUGCGGCUGCUGCUGUCUCCACAAGUGUCCCCAGUUCCGAGGCUACCACCCCAUCCCCAGGAGCCUCCCCUUCCUCCCCUGAGCCGGAAAAGCCUCCAGCUCCGGAGUCCUUGGGCACAGAGGAGCUGCCUGAAGACGGGGAGCCUGAUGCAGCAGAGCUCCGCCGCCGCCGCCUACAAAAGUUGGAGUCCCCUGUUGCCCACUGA